Messenger RNA from Penicillium paradoxum, 1794 nucleotides. RefSeq names its product GMC family oxidoreductase. The transcript is spliced from 5 exons. Gene Ontology annotation, molecular function: flavin adenine dinucleotide binding; oxidoreductase activity, acting on CH-OH group of donors. The record is from RefSeq and is a predicted model, not a curated record. NCBI's taxonomy places the organism in Eukaryota, Fungi, Ascomycota, Eurotiomycetes, Eurotiales, Aspergillaceae. Bases 1 to 1794 code for a protein of 597 amino acids.
AUGGAGAACGACGUCCUCAAAAAGUUCGCCGCGCUCGACCUCCACUACUUAAUUAUAGGAGUCAUCGAGGCUGGCCCCUCGGUCCUAAACGACGAUGAUAACGGGGCGAUUAAUAUCCCUGGCCGGUAUGGCGAAACCAUUGGCUCCCAGUACGAUUGGAAAUUUGAAACAACCCCACAGCCAGGCCUGGGAGGAAGAUCGCUGCCAUGGCCACGGGGUCGGGUAUUAGGGGGCACAAGUGCACUUAAUUUCAUGGCCUGGAAUCGGGGUCAUCGCAAAGACUAUGAUGCAUGGGCGGAACUGGGAAACAUCGGAUGGGGAUGGGAUGACUUACUGCCUUUUUUCCACCGUAGCGAGAGGUUCCAUCCACCGAGUGCCACCCAUCAGAGACAUUAUCGAUCUUCAUACGAUUCCCAAGCCAAUGGAAGGGAUGGCCCUGUGCAUACAACUCAUGUCAAGCAGUAUGGUAUCGCACAUCAAUAUUGGCACGACACACUCAAUGCUCUAGGGGUGCCGUCCAGACGCGAUAGUUUGGCUGGCGAUAAUACAGGCGUUUGGAACAUGCUCUGCAGCAUUGAUCCUGAUCACCAGGAGCGCAGCUACUCUGCGUCUGCGUACUAUUCACCUAUUGCAGAACGCCCCAACUUGCAUGUACUUACUGAAGCAACUGCUAUGGAGAUCCUGUUAGAAUCAAAACAGGAAGAAUGGCAUGCAAGAGGGGCUCGAGUACGCUGGCGUGGAAUGGAAGCCAGCAUCAAGGCACAGAAAGAGGUAAUUUUAUGUGCCGGUAGCGUGCAGUCGCCGCAACUCUUAGAACUAUCGGGUAUUGGCAAUCGGGACGUGUUGAAAGCUGCGGGAAUUGAGUUGAAAGUCCACAGCGCCAAUGUAGGAGAGAAUUUGCAGGAUCACAUGAUGACUGCCACCAUUUUUGAGAUCCCCUCUAGACUUCCCACCCGUGAUGAUAUUCUCAAUGACCCAGUCCAGCGGGAAGCUGCCGAUCAUGCUUAUUAUGCCUCUCAGACCGGGCCUUGGACUGUGAUGCCCUGUUCUGUGGCAUAUUGUCCUCUUUCGCAAAUCCUCUCGCCCGAGGAAUGUACCGAACUACACACACAAGCCAAGGAGAUAGCGCAAAUGAUAGGGCGCCCGCAUGAUGCUAUUUUAGCUAGUCAGUUUGAGUCAGGCCAUGCGUGUGGUCAGAUAGAAUAUCUCUUCGAUCUUGGCAACUGGAGCCCGCACUUCGUUUCUGAGCCUGGAAAGAAAUACGCCACGAUGUUGCAAAUGCUGCAGUACCCUUUCUCGCGCGGGUCUAUCCAUAUACCUCCUAGAAGCCAUGAAGGCCAUGGAAAGGCUACGAUUGAUGAAAAGCCCGUGAUCGAUCCGCAGUACCUUCUCGGGCCAGGCGAGAUUGACAAGAAGGUCAUAGCCAAAGCACUCAAGUGGGGAAAUCGCAUCUGCCAAACCGAGCCUUUGGCAAGCCUGAUUCACAGUCGUGUCUUUCCUCCAUCUGCUACGGGACAAGACUCGGAAGAAAGGAUAUGGGAAGAAUUUGUCUCAAACUAUACUGUCACCGACUGGCACCCCGUUGGGACCUGUGCUAUGGGGAAUGCCGAUGGCACUCACGCUGGGGUCGUCAAUGAGAGACUACAGGUUCAUGGGGUCCGGUCCCUGCGGGUUGCAGAUGCUAGUAUCAUGCCAUUGCAGGUUGGUGCGCAUAUCCAAGCCACUGUAUAUGCGAUUGCCGAAAAGGGGGCAGCAAUGAUAUUAGAUGACUGUGACCUAUUGGAUCAUCUUUGA